AUGGAAUCAAUCGAAACGAUAUGUCCUACUGAAGAGGAGUUGAACGUCAUCCAGAACCGCGUUCUUUGUCCUGUGGAUAAAUGUGGCAAGUUAUUCUCCAAUCCUUCCGCUUUGAAAAUGCACUUAGCUAAAAUCCAUCGAAUAACCACUGGAUUGAGUCAUAACCAAGUUUACAAUCCACACCACAACACUCGCCAGCAUAAGAAUGAUCAUAAAGGACCACCUAAACGUCAUUACUAUUGCCCAAUAACAGGAUGCUCAAGAAGUAAAGAUAGUAACAGACCCUUUAAUCGAUUUUCACAAGUAAAACAGCAUUACUUAUCUAUCCAUGGUGAAAAGAAAUUUCACUGCAUCAAUUGCACGAAAUCUUUCGGAAUGGCCGAUGUUUGCAAACGUCAUCAACAAUUAUGUGGAAAGCUAUUCCAGUGUGGGACUUGCAAAAAGCAAUUUAAUAAACAUGCCCUCUUAAUGCACCUUAAGCGCACAUCUCAUCAGAUGUCAGAAAGCAACAACUCGAAUUAUGUAGCACACGAAAAUUUAAGGAACGACAAUAUCAUCGAGAAAGACUCUGGUACAGGAAAUUUGAAAAGUGCACGAUAUCGCCCUAUACUACCUCAACCAGUCUUGAAGGAGGUCAAUAAAAAUGGAAAUCAUGAAUUGACUGCCUCUGAAAUGUUAUUUUCCGUAGAAACACAAACUGAAGGUAUCGAUAGUAAUUGCAGUAACAGGCUGCUGGUUUCUUAUGGAACACAAACACCAUCGCUGACACAAAUCCAGACCUACCGGGAUGAAGCUACUGAAAGAUUGGUGAACAAAUGUUCCAUGACUUACUUAUCGAUUUCAGACGACUAUGUCCAGACUACGAGUGCUGAUGUUAUUAGCACUUGUACUCAGACGCAAGACAGACAAUCAGCUAGCAAAGAUGUUCAAUGUAAUUUACUAGGAGGUGACGCCUAUACUGAGGAUCAGACUAUUCAUUUCGUACCGCAAACGCCACAAACCUUUAACAACUGUUGCUCCUCGACGUUAAGCGGUGAUAAUAAUCUGACUGUUGAUGAUAUUGAUUUUAAUGGCGUUACCGCAACCGAUAAAAGCAUAUAUACUGAACCAUCACAAAGUACUAGAAAUUUAAAUUAUUCAGAUAUACCUCGCCAUUUCGACGUCAAAGUUCAAACGACUUUAUCAGAAUAUGCUGAUAUGAUUGAUUCUGGCACUCAAACACAGUUUAGCACCAUCAACGUUGAAGAAUUACAGAAAUUUUUAGAUAGCAUCGAUACCGUUGACCUUGAAGCAUGUGAUAAAGAAAAAGGUAAAUAUGGAUUAUCUAAUUCUUGUCACCAUUCGCUUAAAGAGAAUCUCGCGUCAAAUCAAGAGCCAUAUAAGGUUGAUAGUAAUUUUACCCCGUUAUUGGAGCACUCGAAAGAAGACCCAGUAUUUACUGUUGAUAAUGGUUGUCAAACAGUAUGUAACGAAAUCUCUCUUACAGAAGCUGAGACUCAAACUUUACUAUCUUCCGCCUUGGAUAAUGCUAUAAAUGCCACCGAUUUUAAUUUUAAUAUUACGACGAAAAGAUUGUAG
Trichoplax adhaerens is the source of this 1578-nucleotide messenger RNA. RefSeq lists its product as uncharacterized. Gene Ontology annotation, biological process: regulation of transcription by RNA polymerase II. The record is from RefSeq and is a predicted model, not a curated record. Lineage: Eukaryota; Metazoa; Placozoa; Uniplacotomia; Trichoplacea; Trichoplacidae. The coding region runs from base 1 to 1578 and encodes 525 amino acids. Gene Ontology annotation, molecular function: transcription cis-regulatory region binding; DNA-binding transcription factor activity, RNA polymerase II-specific. Gene Ontology annotation, cellular component: nucleus. The transcript has 6 exons.